AAUUACAAAAUAAGUAUGAGCUGAGUUAAAAUUAACGGGGUAUUGUCACUGAAAAUGAGCCAGCAGCUGUCUGGUAACACAAUAAAACCAUGUGAGAACUUGACAGGGAGGAAUCCAUACGAUGAGGACUUGGCAGAGUGAAAUGUAGACGCAGCAGGGAUGGGCAGGGCCCAGCUAAAUCGCCUGAAAGAAAAACAUGUAUAAACAAGACGUUUUGGGAUUGUGAGCAAACAAAUCUGAGCUUUAAUGCUGCUGAGUAACAGGUAAGUCAGUGCGGAUUUAGGGUGUCAGAGUGAGGAUUUUCAGCCUUUUAUUGAACAGCUCGCCUUUUUUCUCUCGUUUUUUUUGUACGAGCGUUGCAAGUCAAAAAUUGAACCAGAGCGCUUCUUGGACACGCAAGUGUUUAGCUGUGGUUGGACCUGGUGUCCCGGCUCGGGAACACGGAGUUUAAUUCUCAGAGGCCUGAGUAACUUGUGGAAUUCAGAUCUGCAGGAGAUAAAUAAGCAGCAGUGGCGCCACCAAGGGGGGACCAAAGAGGGCAGGGAGCACUCCUACAGGUUUACUGGACAACCUCCAACUCCGGCAACGCUGUCGUAUAGAAAUAUAUUUAUUAGAAAUUAGCAGCGAUCGUUCUAGCAGCAUGAUGGCUUUCUGGGUGAGCACCAUAUUACUUUUACCGCCUUGCACAUGUAAACACACAACCACAUAACAUAAAACUCAUUUUGUAAAUGAUGUAACAUUAGAAACACUACAAAAUACUUUUUGAUUCUAUUUUAAUUGGGAUAAAUUUUCAAUAACAGGUGGUCAAAAAGAGUUAAUGCUGUAUAAAAACAUAGAUUUCAAAAAAGCCUUUUAAUUUGUUGAUGCACAACCUACAAAUCAGAUGCAAACGUUAGCGUUACCAACCACCGGACUAAACAUGCGGAUAAGCCGUAGCCAAGUUGUUCAGGUGAAACUGAAAGAAAACCUUUUUUUUUAGUUUCUAUCCCAUGGCUCCCCCAGCUACAAUAAAUUUGAACAUUGCAUUUUGUUAUUAUUAUUAUUAUUAUUAUUACUAUUACUGUUUUAUGUAUCUUAUUUUUUGGAAUGAGCAAACUUAAGAUUCUAAAAUCAAAACAGCUCAUGUUGUUAUAAACUUAAUUACAACCCCGCCCCCCCCAAUAAAAUACGAGUCAUUGUGUUGUUUAAAAAAAAAAAAAAAUCAUAAGGAGAAUCAAGAUGUUUUCAAUGAAAUCUAUAUUUUCACCGUAGUAUCAUGGCUACUAAAAUAAAAUGAAAUAAAAACUACUGAAAUAAUGCAAUAAUUUUUUUUUUUUUUAUCCUCUGUGCCAUCCCAAGAUUUUAAGCUGCUCACAACUGACCAUUAAAUUCAAAAUUUCUAUAAGCGCCCCUGGAAAGCAGGCUGCUUCUAAACUAUGAAGGCUAAUUCUGCUUUCCCAGGUUUCUCUUAUGCGCGUCGGGAGUUCACUUUGACCAGAACCCAAUUUACUCCCACACCAACAUGCGCCAAUGAACUGCUCUCCCUCUCCCUCCCUCUCUCUCAGCAUCGAGUUUGCAGUUAAAUAAACUGUAAAUUUUAAAGCAGGCCAGAAAAAUAGUUCCUUAAAAGCUCCCUUCGCGUCUGCACGAGCAUGCUCCGAGUAAAUAGCAGGUGAAGUGUCACUCCUGCAUUUGAGAUGUGUGCAGCCAUGAGACGGAACUUGACACUGCAGGCGCACGGAGCGCGGAGAUCAGGUUAGAAACAUGCACCGCAACAGAACAUCUCCAAAUCGCAUUCCGCAUACUGAAAUCUAAUCCGAGGACAUCAGGAUGUGUGACAUAAUCCUCAAGACAUCUGAAAACUUCGCUCCUCCAAACAAGGCUCCAGGGGUGGCUUGGAGAGAAAUGCGGACCUCUGUUACUCACUGUUUGCGCUCGCAUGGGUCUAUAAAAGAGGGGGCGGACACCAACUACCCCCCCAAACGUCAGAGCGCAUUGAACUAUAAAUCUUUCCAAACAGCCCCUCUGCGCCUGGCGCGGUGCUGUGCGCAGACAUCUGCCUUGCUUUAGUCCAAUAUGAGGACGACGCGUGUGGAGACCUCUGCGUAAACACAGAGUGACUUGGAGGAAGUGGAAAACAUUUAUCUGAAUAUCUGUUGUUUACUAUGGCGAGAUUGGUGGGAAAUACCGGAGAUUCUGGACACAGUACAAUUGAGCUGUUUUACCAAGAGGCAGAUGAGCGGUAACAACGCACCUCUGGGGCUUUUCUAGUUUGUUGGACACUCUGAUGUCUUCAUUGGACUCCUUUCGAUCGGAGAUGGUGGAGCUCUCUCGGAUUUCCAGAGUGGAAACGUAGCAUCCAAUUAAUCAGCGACUGCAACUGUACUCCGUGAGGCGCAGAGGCACUUUGGUCCGCCGUCUUCAGAGACGCAUGGUUUAUUCAGUGCACUGGGUCGGAAUACGGAGAACAAAUCUGGCACAACAGAGCGACCUUUUCCUUCUGUACUUGGACUAAUAUUGGUUUAAGGGAAUUCUCCUUUUGGAGAUUCUGACAUGAUUUACGCAGCUAAGUCAGCUGGGGACACUCCAGGAGUUGCGCUUUCUGUUUGGAUUUUACUAUAAACUACCAAGAAAAUAUUAGGUCUGCAUGGGCCAUAUGUAAGCUUUCAUCAUAGGAACUGAGUCUAAGAUGAAGUUAUGGGAUGUUCUGGCCACGUGUUUCUUGCUCCUGACCUCUGUCGCUACACGGCCUCUCUACCAAAACACUCAGCAAGCCAAGAGGACUCGCUUCCCCAGCAGCUACCGUGAUUCUGGGUCUCUGUCUGUGGAAGAGGAAGAGCCACUGUUCCAGCGUGAAGAGCACAAGCUUCAGGAGAUCUCCAUGGAAGAUCAGUAUGACAUAGCAGCUCCCUAUCCAGACCAGUUUGAGGACGUGAUGGAUUUUAUCGAGGCUACCAUCGGCAGACUCCGAAGGUCAUCGGAAACUAGCGGGAACGCCGCAGGACGACGGGAGCAGAGACAGAGAGGAGCAGCAAACACAAAAGUCACGAGAGAAGAGAGGAGAGGGCAUGGGGGGAAGAAGAAGGGUAGAGGCCGAGGAGGAGGCCGAGGAGGCAAGGGAGGCGGAGCGGAGAGAGAAAAGGACAGGAUAUCUGUACAGAGUCGUGGUUGCUUACUAAAGGAGGUCCAUCUCAAUGUGACGGAUUUGGGGCUAGGGUACCAGACCAAGGAGGAGCUGAUCUUCCGGUACUGUAGUGGGCCCUGCAUUGAGGCGGAGACCAACUACGACAAGAUCCUGAACAACCUCACACACAACAAAAAGCUGGACAAGGACACACCCUCACGCACCUGCUGUCGACCGAUCGCCUUCGACGACGAUCUGUCUUUUUUGGACGACGACGUGGUGUAUCACACUCUGAAAAAGCACUCGGCCCGGAAGUGUGCCUGCGUCUGAGGAAGUCACGACGAAAUCCCGCAGCGGACUUUGGAUCAUCUCAGCAGAUGCUGCGCACGGAGGGACUGCAGUCAGACGUGUGCUCUGGAGGGCAGGGUGUGUAGUCUCUUAUUUUUGUCAGCUGAUAUCAAGACGGGUCAAAGUGGAUUACAGCGAGAGCUCGUGAGAGACAAUGGAACAGCCGCUAAAGAAACAAACUCACAUAUAAUCCUCGAGAUUGUGCGCAGAGGUACCAGUUUACAGCAGAUUAAAUACUGUUACACUUACAGAAUGCUGUCAAAACAGAAGGUGAAGAAAAACUGAUCUUGCAAGGAGGAUUUAAUUUCCCAGGAAUUCAGUUUUUCCUUAGCUGGCUGUCUCCAGAUGAGUGCAGAGAGUUGAGGGACCUCUCUCAGUUGUAGUCUAAAUCACCUCCCCUGUAUAGUCUUGAUGUUGACAUUCAGAGCCAAGGAAAACACACCAAGGUGCAGAAAAGACUGGUGGAAUGCAUCUGCAUAAGAAAAGCAAUCAACAUACAGCAAUCAUAUAUAAGAGGUUUGUGUAAGAGGUAUAUUUAUUGAGAUGGAAUUAACUUAUUGUUAUUUAUUUCAAUCCAUAUUAUGAAAGAAAAAGCUGUUUUUUUCUUCUUCUUCUAUUUAUUAAAUUGUUUCAUUUGUUCUGGACAGUGCCAAAGUAGAGAGUUUUCCCAUGCAAAAUAUUUCAGGAUUUGCUCAAAACUGCUAAGCUUUCCCAGACAUCUUGGAAAAGCUUUUUGUUUGUUUGUUUGUUUGUUUGUUUUUUUGCUUUGUCAUUUAAAUUCCAGCUAUAUUUAACCAUCCAAAUGGUGGUUAUUCAACAUAAAGGCAACAUGCAGAGACAGAGGAGGGGACCAGUAGAUGAGUUAUGGUAGAAACGAUUGGUUGAUUUUUAGCAUUUCGAGACAGCGGUGUAGUUUCCAUCGUUUUUCACUUAAUGUGACCGCUCUUUGACAUGGGAAACAUUGUCUCUCUCCUCACAUACCUCGACUUCUACAUUAAAAUCAUCCAUUCUUUAUACUCUGUUUCUAUAGAGACACAUCAUAAACAACACUCUUUUGGUAUGAAUGUUGUUACUGCAGGAACAAGGCUCAAAGUUUUCUAUUUCUUAGUAUCAGUGAGUUGACUGAAGCAAAAAAAAAAAAAACUCGAAAGGAAACAAUGUUAACUCGUGGGCUGCGAGAGUAGAUGGCUAAACCUCAGCGAGCUGCGGUCAGUUCACGACUUUGUUAUUUCACAACUUUUGCAAUUGAAAUCGAGUCCUACAAGAUUGAAUUCAGAUCCGGAACGUCGCUGAGUCACAAUUUGCAUGCUGUAGCAACAUGUUUACUGAAGGAGUUUUUAUGGUAUGUUUGUGUGACUUAUUUAAUUGGAUGAAAAUCAUCAAAGGUGCAAAUUAAAUGAUUGUCAUUAAGUUUUAUAAGCUGUUGAAAACUUUGAAUUUCCCCACAUUAAGUCCCAGCUUCCAGGCACUUUUCAGUUACUUUCGCAACCUUCUGGAACCCAUGAAACACAUAAUUAAAACAGCAUUCUGCAAUUCAACCUGCUAAGUGGCACCAAUGGACGUGAAGCGUUUUCUUUUCUAGGUUUAUAUAACAAAACAACAGAUCUAAUCAAGUUGAAUUGUGCUAUUAGGCUGUUCCGAUCUAUCUGGAUGAGAGGUGUUCAAGUUAUGGCCCCGGGGACAUUUGCAGUACAUGAACACAAAUCAAGAGACGUACGACGCCGAUGCAGAUAAGCUCUUAAAUAUAAUAAUAAAUAUAAUAUAUGACAAGAAGAUAAAUAAAUUGGAAAAUGCAACCUAUGAUAUAAGGAUUGUGCCUUUUCCCAUGUCUAUUUUUUCCCCCUGUCAUUUAAAUUCCAUAAUAAAUACAACCAUCAAUUAAAUUCCAUUCAUAGUAUUAGUGCAUCGUUGUAUGUGGAUUAACUAAAAACCACAACACCUUUUGGAUCAAAUGAGAUGACAUUAUGGAAACCGGGGGAGCCGUUUCCACGAGGAGCUUUAAAACAUCCAUGCCGAUUUGCCGAUCAGCAAAGGUUAUCCUAAACCUCAGGCUGCCUGUGCGUUGGGCCUAAGCGGUGGCUGAUGAGCUUCAGUCUCCGUUAGUGUGCCCGCGUUUCUGUCCGCGCCCUAACUGGCAGCUCUUAUUCCCUCAAAGGGAACUUGAAAGUGAUCCUCUGAUGUGAGUCUUAACUGCGUAUCCCCUCCGGCAAAGACAAUUUAAGGAAGACCUAGCUACUGUAGCGGCUGUUGUCAAGCAGUUGCUGUAAGUGUCAGAAGACUAGACGUUCGGACAAUAGAGUGUGUUUUGGAAAAAUCUGGCGUGAGGACAAUGGGUCUGCUCUGCAUGCUCUCUGCACGUAGCAACUUGUAAAGAAAUAAUUUCUCCAACUAAAACCACGACGUAUAUGAAGGAAAGGAGCUGCUCCCCCCUUUAAGGGGAGGGCGGUCAUUAUAAGUGGAACAAAGAGAGCCCUCGUGUAGGUCUUGAUGUUAGCACGGAUUAGGGACCAAGGUAUCUGUGCCCACCCAGCAGCAAGCAGGCCAGCUUUACUGUGUAAUCCCCCUUGCACAGAACAAAUCCACUGCAUCAGGCUGAAUUUAGGCCAAGCACUAAACACAAAUAAUGAUAA
Molecule: messenger RNA, 6081 nt
Organism: Poecilia latipinna (sailfin molly)
Lineage: Eukaryota; Metazoa; Chordata; Actinopteri; Cyprinodontiformes; Poeciliidae
Gene: gdnfa
Product: glial cell derived neurotrophic factor a
Exons: 3
Coding region: 2669-3433 (254 amino acids)
Biological process (GO): negative regulation of neuron apoptotic process; peripheral nervous system development; positive regulation of branching involved in ureteric bud morphogenesis
Molecular function (GO): glial cell-derived neurotrophic factor receptor binding; growth factor activity; receptor tyrosine kinase binding
Source: RefSeq, a predicted model, not a curated record